Messenger RNA from Ictidomys tridecemlineatus (thirteen-lined ground squirrel), 1979 nucleotides. NCBI's taxonomy places the organism in Eukaryota, Metazoa, Chordata, Mammalia, Rodentia, Sciuridae. The record is from RefSeq and is a predicted model, not a curated record.
CACCUUCCAGCCACCCAGCGCGGGCUUUCCGUAUGCCGGGGGUGUCCUGCAGCCGUCGCCUCAGCAACUUUACGGCGGCUAACUGGCCAGCCAGGGCAGCGACGAUGACUGGGACGACGAGUGGGACGACAGCUCCACGGUGGCCGACGAGCCUGGCGUGCUGUGCAGCGGCACCUACCCGGACCUCAACGGCUUGUCGUCCGCGGGUGGCGGCGCUGCUAGCCGCUACCCCUUGUCUACCGGCUCUGACUUGUCGCUGGGCUCCCGUGGGGGAUCAGCUCCUCCGGCACCACCCUUCAGGGGCCAAGAGCUCGGCCACGGUGAGCCGCAACCUCAACCGCUUCUCCACUUUUGUCAAGUCAGGUGGGGAGGCCUUCGUGUUGGGCGAUGCUUCGGGCUUCUUGAAGCAUGGGGACAAGCUAUGCGUGGUGCUGGGCCCUACAGCCCCGAGUGGCAGGAGAACCCCUACCCCUUCCAGUGCACCAUCGACGACCCCACCAAGCAGACUAAGUUCAAGGGUAUGAAGAGCUACAUCUCCUACAAGCUGGUCCCCACGCACACACAGGUCCCGGUGCACAGGCGCUACAAGCACUUCGACUGGUUGUAUGCAUGCCUGGCUGAGAAGUUCCUUGUCAUCUCUGUCCCCCAUCUGCCCGAGAAGCAGGCUACUGGCCGCUUCGAAGAGGACUUUAUCUCCAAGUGCAGGGAAGGCCUGAUCUGGUGGAUGAACCACAUGGCCAGCCACCCAGUGCUGGCACAGUGUGAUGUCUUCCAGCACUUCCUGACCUGCCCCAUUAGCACAGAUGAGAAGGCCUGGAAACAGGGCAAGAGGAAGGCCGAGAAGGACGAGAUGGUGGGCGCUAACUUCUUUUUGACCCUGAGCACACUGCCCGCAGCAGCUCUUGACCUGCAGGAGGUAGAGAGCAAGAUAGAUGGUUUCAAGUGCUUCACCAAGAAGAUGGAUGACAGCACGCUGCAGCUCAACCGCACUGCCAACGAGUUCAGGCGCAAGCAGGUGACGGGCUUCAAAAAGGAGUAUCAGAAGGUGGGCCAGUCUUUCCGUGGGCUCAGCCAGGCCUUUGAGCUGGACCAGCAGGCUUUCUCAGCAGGCCUGAAUCAGGCCAUUUCCUUCACCGGAGAUGCCUAUGACGCCAUCGGCGAGCUCUUUGCCGAGCAGCCCAGGCAGGACCUGGACCCAGUAAUGGACCUGUUAGCGCUGUAUCAAGGGCACCUGGCCAACUUCCCGGAUAUCAUCCAUGUCCAGAAAGGAGCUCUUACCAAAGUAAAGGAGAAUAGGCGACACGUGGAAGAAGGGAAGAUGGAGGUCCAAAAGGCUGAUGGCAUUCAGGAUCGCUGUAACACUAUUUCUUUUGCCACUUUGGCUGAAAUUCACCACUUCCAUCAAAUUCGAGUAAGAGACUUUAAAUCACAGAUGCAGCAUUUCUUACAACAACAAAUAAUAUUUUUCCAAAAAGUGACCCAGAAGUUGGAAGAAGCUCUUCACAAAUAUGAUAGUGUUUAAUGACUGGACAUUGGAUUGUGAACUUUUUUCAGUUCAAGAAUAAUUUCUACAGCAGAAUAAAAACUGCUGUCAAAGAGCUAUUGCCAACUAUCAGUGGUGGUACAAGGAUGGUUUUGUGUUCAACUGAAAGCCAGCUGAAUAUAUAAUUAUGUAGGAGAGAAACCAUUAAUAUGGCUAUAUCAUAGAAACAGUACCACACAUUGUAACUAAAUUAUACUAUGUAUGCCUACACUACCAUUGUAACUUUUGGAAUAAUGAUUAUACUAUUUGCCUUAUUGCUUUUUGAAGUAUGGGUAUUCUAGUGCAUACUUUGUAGACCUCAAAACCCAUGAAGGGUCUCAAAGAAGCUGGCUGGAUAAAGCCUGCUGUGGAUGCCUUUUCACUCUCAGAUUGGGAUUACCUAAAUUCAACCUGUUCUCUGUUUACAAAUUCCAACUAGAGCAGCUAUUUGACUUUG